Perognathus longimembris pacificus (Pacific pocket mouse) is the source of this 556-nucleotide messenger RNA. RefSeq names its product cortexin domain containing 1 (gene Ctxnd1). NCBI's taxonomy places the organism in Eukaryota, Metazoa, Chordata, Mammalia, Rodentia, Heteromyidae. Bases 315 to 494 code for a protein of 59 amino acids. The record is from RefSeq and is a predicted model, not a curated record. The transcript is spliced from 2 exons.
GGCUCCUGGCCGCGGCCGGCCCGGGCUCCCCCGCGCCUCCCGGGCGCUGACUCAGCCGCAGCCCGGGCCCGGGCAGCGCGCGCCCCGCGCCCCGCGCGCCCCACGCCCCGCGGCCCCCGUGCCCCGGAGCCUCGCCGCGGGCGACCGGCUGCCGCCGGGCUGGAACCUCGGUCCGCCGCCCGGAGCAUCGCCACCGCCUCGGCGCCGUCCGCGACCCGGGACCCCGCGAGCGCUCGAGACCGGCUUGGCCCAGGGGUGGAAGAUGGUCCCAGCUCAGCCCAUGCGAGAGGAGGAGCCCCAGUCAUCGUCCCACGAUGGAGGAGCCCAGCCCCGGGCCAGUCUACGUGGACGUGGACAAAGGCCUCACCUUGGCCUGCUUUGUCUUCCUCUGCCUCUUCCUGGUGGUGAUGAUCAUCCGCUGUGCCAAGGUCAUCAUGGACCCAUACAGCGCCAUCCCCACAUCCACCUGGGAGGAGCAGCAUCUGGAUGACUGAGGCCCGGCCAGUCCCCCGCCUGGGCCCCCCACCUGCCGCCACCUGCCCGGUUCACCCCCCCA